CCGCCCCCUUCUGAGACAGGAUGACCUGGCAAGAGUCCCGCGAGCUACUUCCUUCUUCCUCUCUCAUUGGCCCAGCCUGGCUGCCAUUCGGGUGCGAGAAGGAGAAGUUGCUUACUGAUUGGUGGAUUCCGUUUGGCGCCAACUAGGAAAGGGGGGCGGGGCAGCAGCCGCCCCCACUGAGCUGCUAUUAGAGGGAAAGGCCCGCUUGGCUGCGACAGUCUGAGGAAGAGGUGGAGGUUAGCUCAGUUAUCUGCUACCCGGAGCUGGGCAAGCGGGUAGGAGGACAGCGAAGACAGUGUGAGCCCGGGCCGUUGCCUUGAGGCUCCCGUCCGCCUUCUCUUGCUGAUCCGCCGCGUUUGUUUGGAUUUAAUCUUCAGGUUGCCGGCGCCCGCCCGCUGGCCUCGCGGAGUGAGAGAGAAGCACCCGUGCUUGUGGCUGGCGCCUGGAGGGUCCGCACACCCGCCCGGCCGCGCAGCUUGCCCGAGGCAGCCGCGUCCCUGAACCGCGGAGCUGUGUUUGUGUUUGACCCGCGGUCGCCGGCGGCGCGCGGCGGAGGCCGGUGUCGGUGUCGGCGGGGCGGGGCAGGCGCGGCGGAGGCGGAGGAAGAGGCAGCGGGAGCCCUGCGAGGCCGGGCGCCGCCAUGGAACUGGGUCCGGAGCCCCCGCACCGCCGCCGCCUGCUCUUCGCCUGCAGCCCCCCUCCCGCGCCGCAGCCCGUCGUGAAGGCGCUAUUUGGCGCACCCGCCACCGGGGGACUGUCGCCUGUCACCAACCUGACCGUCACUAUGGACCAGCUGCAGGGGCUAGGCAGUGAUUAUGAGCAACCACUGGAGGUAAAAAACAACAGCAAUCUGCAGAGAAUGGGCUCCUCCGAGUCAACAGAUUCAGGAUUCUGUCUAGAUUCUCCUGGGCCCUUGGACAGUAAAGAAAACCUUGGAAAUCCCAUGAGAAGAAUAAAUUCCCUACCUCAGAAGCUCUUGGGAUGUAGCCCAGCUCUGAAGAGGAGCCAUUCUGAUUCUCUUGACCAUGACAUCUUUCAGCUCAUCGACCCAGAUGAGAACAAGGAAAAUGAAGCCUUUGAGUUUAAGAAGCCAGUAAGACCUGUAUCUCGUGGCUGCCUGCAUUCUCAUGGACUCCAGGAGGGUAAAGACCUCUUCACACAGAGGCAGAAUUCUGCCCCAGCUCGGAUGGUAUGUGCUCUGGCUCUCAUAGAGGAAUUACUGACAGGAAGAAAUGAGGAGGAGACCCCUUCGUGCAUGGCAAGCCUCUGGACAGCUCCUCUUGUCAUGAGAACUACAAACCUUGACAACCGAUGCAAGCUGUUUGACUCUGCUUCCCUGUGUAGCUCCGGCACUCGGUCAGUGUUGAAGAGAUCAGAACGAUCUCAAGAGGAGUCUCCACCUGGAAAUACGAAGCGGAGGAAGAGCAUGUCUGGGGCCAGCCCUAAAGAGGCAGCUAGUCCAGAGAAGGCCCACGAGACUCUACAUCGGUCUUUAUCCCUGGCAUCUUCCCCCAAAGGAACCAUUGAGAACAUUUUGGACAAUGACCCAAGGGACCUUAUAGGAGACUUCUCCAAGGGUUAUCUCUUUCAUACAGUUGCUGGGAAACAUCAGGAUUUAAAAUACAUCUCUCCCGAAAUUAUGGCAUCUGUUUUGAAUGGCAAGUUUGCCAACCUCAUUAAAGAGUUUGUUAUCAUUGACUGUCGAUACCCAUAUGAAUACGAGGGAGGCCACAUCAAGGGUGCGGUGAACUUGCACAUGGAAGAAGAGGUUGAAGACUUCUUACUGAAGAAGCCCAUUGUACCUACUGAUGGCAAGCGUGUCAUCGUUGUGUUUCACUGCGAGUUUUCUUCUGAGAGAGGUCCCCGCAUGUGCCGGUAUGUGAGAGAGAGAGAUCGCCUGGGUAAUGAAUACCCCAAACUCCACUACCCUGAGCUGUACGUCCUGAAGGGGGGAUACAAGGAGUUCUUCAUGAAAUGCCAGUCUUACUGUGAGCCCCCCAGCUAUCGGCCCAUGCACCACGAGGACUUUAAAGAAGACCUGAAGAAGUUCCGCACCAAGAGCCGGACCUGGGCAGGGGAGAAGAGCAAGAGGGAGAUGUACAGUCGUCUGAAGAAGCUCUGAGGGUGGCUGGGCCACCCAGCAGCAGCCCGAGCUUCCCUCCGUCCCCCUUUGCUGCAGAGGAACUUGAGCAAAGGGGCCAGCUGUGUGACAUUUGGAGAGGGGGCCUGGGACUUCCACGCCUUAACCUACCUCCCACACUCCCAAGGUUGGAGCCCAGGGCAUACUGCUGGCUACGCCUCUUCUCUCCCUGUUAGACAUCCUCCGUCCAUAUCAGACUCUGCCACAACGUACCGUGUCAAGCCGCUCUGAGCCACAGUGGGAUGAAGCAUCUGAGGCCGUAUUGGGCUCCAGCCUUCUCAUGAGGGGAGAGGAGACGGAGGGGAGUAGAGACGUUACACAGACAGAAAUGCUGUUGGCCAAAUAGCAAAGACAACCUGGGAGGACAAGGCCUUUGGGAUAAUCCGUAUCUUUAAUUUAUUCAACUUCAUCAAUCACUUUAUCUUUUUUCUAACUCCUGGAGACCUAUUUUACUGCUUUAUUAGGUUGAAAUACUGCCAUUCUAGGUAGAGUUUUAUUAUCCCAGGACCUACCUCGGCUUUUAAUUUUUUUUUUUUUUUUUUUUUUUAAAGAAGGGGUUAAGAAAAUGCAAACCUGUUGUAAGUUAUGGGACAGAGAGCUAAGUGCUCUGUCACCCCAGGAGGUGCUGCGGUACUGGGGCUGCUGCUAUUUAAGCCAAGAACUGAGGUCCUGGGGAGGGAGCGCUGGACCCAGGCUUGGCUGCCUGACAUAAGCUAAACCUCCCAGACCCACUGCUGGCCACUGAGAUCUAUUUGGUGGGAGGUGUGGCCCUGUUCUUCCACACUCCAGUUCCCUGUGACAUUGGCUAGUAUAGGAGCCACAGUCAGGAAAGCACUUGAGGCAGCUUCCAUCAGGCCACCCCCUGGUCAGUGCUGGAAUGUUGCAGUGUAGGUUUCCCAGGGAAGGGGGAUAGGGAGGUGGGCUCCACAGGAUAGGGGAAGAACAUGUCCACUGAGUGUCUUCCUUAUUUUGCUGUGAUAUUGUUUAAUAGCUUUUAAUUUUUAAAAUAUGGUCAUAUUAUGAGUCAAGGAGUAUCAAAUCAGUGUUGGAUGGGCCACCCAAGGGUGGGGAGUGGGUGCUGGCAUGGACAUGACUGGAUAGGAUUUUCUCAGGAGGGAGCUUGUUGGAUUUUGAAGGUAAAACUUUCUCGGUUUAUCAUGUUUUAAUUUGAGGGACAGAGUGAUGAGUCAUCACCAGUUGUCCCCUUAUCUAACCCCAUAGAAGUGGGUAUUUCAAAAGAACACUUCAUCCAAGGAGCUGGGGCUGACUUCACUGAUGAGAGGCCUGUUUCAGCGCCUACUCAUCCCCACCCUCUGGUGCCAGCCUCCUUACCAUCACAGCUUCACUGAGGUGUAGAAAGGUUUUUCUUAGGAGACCGUCUCUCCCUCUUACCUCAACUUCCUAUUCUGGGGGUGGGAGAAUCAGUGAUACUGGAGAUGACUAGUUACUGUGUUAAUGGGUUUGAGUUGUAUUUGGCCAUAAAACAACCUUGUUGGGAAAAGUAUGGGGGAGUGAACUUCUUCCCACACACGCGUGGAGACAGAUCCCAACUGGUUAAUGAUCUUGUUUGUAAGAAAAAGAUUCUGUUGGUUGAGUGCCUAAAGAGAAAGGUGGGAUGGCCUUCAGAUUAUACCAGUUUAGCUAGCAUUGCUAACCAACUAUUGCAAGCUCUGAAAAUAAAAGAUCUUAAACCCAU
Cebus imitator (Panamanian white-faced capuchin) is the source of this 3836-nucleotide messenger RNA. RefSeq names its product cell division cycle 25A (gene CDC25A). Lineage: Eukaryota; Metazoa; Chordata; Mammalia; Primates; Cebidae. The record is from RefSeq and is a predicted model, not a curated record. Gene Ontology annotation, molecular function: protein tyrosine phosphatase activity. Gene Ontology annotation, cellular component: nucleus; cytoplasm. The transcript has 14 exons. The coding region runs from base 641 to 2122 and encodes 493 amino acids. Gene Ontology annotation, biological process: positive regulation of G2/MI transition of meiotic cell cycle; G2/M transition of mitotic cell cycle; positive regulation of G2/M transition of mitotic cell cycle.